UCAGACUCACCAGCAGUGCUGGGCAGAGGCAGGUGCGGAAGCUGCUGGCAGUCGGGGGCAGGAGCGAGCCAGCUGCUGGCCAAUGUGCAUUUCUGGAAGGUAGACCUCCUGUAAGACAACGUUCAUGGCUGGGUUUUGCCGAGCGACUGGUUUACCAGCAGUCUCACCUUGUCAGCAACCCAGGUAGUUUCGGAAUUCCCGGAGGGAAGUGUCCCCUUGGGCCAGUGCUAACCGGUGUGGACCUGCCGUCCUGUGCGGUGUGUCUGCUGAUCUUGAGCAUCUGAAGCUGACCCCUGAGUCUGGGAGCUCACUGCUGCUGCCUCACCCUUUAGAGAGAUGUCUGUUCCCUAUGAUGACUCCGUGGGCGUGGAGGUGUCCAGUGACAGCUUCUGGGAGGUUGGGAACUACAAGCGGACGGUGAAGCGGAUUGACGAUGGCCACCGCCUAUGCAGCGACCUCAUGAGCUGCCUGCAUGAGCGUGCCCGCAUUGAGAAGGCCUACGCGCAGCAGCUUACCGAGUGGGCUCGGCGGUGGAAGCAGCUCGUGGAGAAGGGGCCCCAGUAUGGAACGGUGGAGAGGGCCUGGAUGGCAGUCAUGUCUGAGGCGGAGCGGGUGAGCGAGCUGCACCUGGAAGUGAAGGCCUCGCUGAUGAACGAGGACUUCGAGAAGAUCAAGAACUGGCAGAAGGAGGCCUUUCACAAGCAGAUGAUGGGAGGCUUCAAGGAGACCAAGGAAGCCGAGGACGGCUUCCGGAAGGCCCAGAAGCCCUGGGCCAAGAAGCUGAAAGAGGUAGAAGCAGCAAAGAAAGCCCACCAUGCAGCAUGCAAGGAAGAGAAGCUGGCCAUCUCCCGAGAGGCCAACAGCAAAGCAGAUCCAUCCCUCAACCCUGAGCAGCUCAAGAAAUUGCAAGACAAGGUAGAAAAAUGCAAGCAAGAUGUACUGAAGACCAAAGAGAAGUAUGAGAAGGCCCUGAAGGAGCUGGACCAGGGCACUCCCCAGUACAUGGAGAACAUGGAGCAGGUGUUCGAGCAGUGCCAGCAGUUUGAGGAGAAGCGGCUGCGCUUCUUCCGGGAGGUUAUGCUAGAGGUUCAGAAGCACCUGGACCUGUCAAACGUGGCUGGCUACAAAACCAUUUACCGGGACUUGGAACAGAGCAUCAAAGCUGCUGAUGCAGUGGAGGACCUGAGGUGGUUCCGAGCCAAUCACGGGCCUGGCAUGGCCAUGAACUGGCCACAGUUUGAGGAGUGGUCUGCAGAUCUGAAUCGAACUCUCAGCCGCAGGGAGAAGAAGAAGGCCGCUGAUGGCAUCACCCUGACAGGCAUCAACCAGACAGGCGACCAGUCUAUGCAGAGCAAGCCCAGCAGCAACCUUAGUGUCCUGAACAACCCCGCCCAGUCUGCGCAGUCACAGUCCAGCUACAACCCCUUUGAGGACGAGGACGACACGGGCAGCACCGUCAGUGAGAAGGAAGACACUAAGGCCAAAAAUGUGAGCAGCUAUGAGAAGACCCAGAGCUACCCCACUGACUGGUCCGAUGACGAGUCCAACAACCCCUUCUCUUCCACGGAUGCCAACGGGGACUCCAACCCGUUCGACGAGGACACCACCUCAGGGACAGAAGUGCGAGUCCGGGCGCUCUAUGACUACGAGGGUCAGGAGCACGACGAGCUGAGCUUCAAGGCUGGAGAUGAGCUGACCAAGAUAGAGGACGAGGAUGAGCAGGGCUGGUGCAAAGGACGCUUGGACAGCGGGCAAGUUGGCCUGUACCCAGCCAACUACGUCGAGGCCAUCCAGUGACAGGCUGUGAGCAGGCUGGUGGAGGGAUGGAAAUGGCUGGCUCUGAGCUCCGCUAGCCUAGGCCUGGGCAGCAGCACCUGGGUGCCCCAGCAGCCAUGUGGCAUCCACUCCACCUGCAAAAGAUGGUUUCUUGGUCUCCUGGUGUCCUUUGAAGGCAGACAAGCUGAUCGUUUCCCCUGGGAUUCAGCCCCUUUCCAAGUGCAUCUGGGGAGGACUGGGCACAGGCAGAUGCAGCAUGGAGAGCCAGGCCUUUCCCUGCCCGCUAGCUCUGUUGGCUUAUCAUGGAUCUGUCUAUUCUUGACCUCGUCUCCUCCAAGUCAAUGGUGGUUACACUGAUUCUUGUUCCACUGAUUAUUUUCCCUGAUGAGUCCCAUACCUGUAAGUUAAAUGAACAAACUUACAUGCCAAUUUCUGAGUAAAGAUUUUGAGGUUUUUAAUUUAAAGGCGAUGUACAGUUAUACUUUUUUUAUACACCUGUUCUUCCAUUCAUUUGUACAUAAGUGAUGGUGAGACUGAGCCGCACCGUUCUGUUCUCAAGGACACAGUACCUCCAUUUCCAUGCCGUGCUGCUCAUCAGCCAGACCUCUUCCUGGGCAGGUGCAGGACCACAGUCCUGCGACAGGGAGUGCCCUUGGCAGAGACCUGGCAGAAAGGUGGGGGACAUGUGUGGUGAGGUUUCAAUACAGAGUGCGCAUUGCAGAGAGAACCUUUUGAAGAACUCCCCAGAGUCGCCAUAUUUAAAAAUUAUUUUCAUUCUGUUGCUUAAAACUUUACUCUUGUACAAAUUAACAUUCUAUCAGUGAUUGGGAAGGUUAAAACAUUAAAAGAUUAGCUUUUCAGGCAGAUGCAUCUGUAGAUUAAGAUGCUUUAUAUUGGACUGCCAUGUCUUGCUGUAUAUCUGUAUAUAUUAUUUGAUAUUCAGAGAAUCUAAAGAGUUCACCUAGUGUUUAAAUGAGGUUUAAUAGCUUCUGAACGUGGGUGUCAUUAUAAACUGCUUGAAGCCUGAGGUGACCACCUGGGGUGUGGCUGACUGGCUGGCUGGACCUCCUCUGGACUCUGAGGCGGCUCUGGCUGAGGCGGUACUCACUGGCCAACUGUGGCUCCAGCGCCUUGACAGGCCCCAGUUCCAGCUCCCUGCAGGGCGCUGUGCAAGCUCCGCCACAGAGCCGGUUGGACUUGCAGGCUGUGCAGUCACCUGUGUUCCUCAGGAGCUAAGGGAGGCUGGGUCUCACCCAGUGCACAGGUCCCUUCGAAGUUCCAAUGGUGGGCAGAGGGGAAGGUGCMGGAGGGCCUUGGUCUUGCUGCCUGAGCAGCCCAGCAAGCUGUGCACUUGCUCAGUGUUCACAGCCAGCGCGGGUCUUGCUUGGAAAGUGGGUGCGUCUGUGUGUCACGCAGCUUCCCAGCAGAAACCCUUGUGCCUGUGCUGCAGAGUUACCAAAAACUGUUGUCUUUGAUUUUUAGAUGUACAGUAUUUUAGAGCAAAAUCAAUAAACAGUUGAUCUCAUG
Messenger RNA from Urocitellus parryii (Arctic ground squirrel), 3303 nucleotides. RefSeq names its product protein kinase C and casein kinase substrate in neurons 2 (gene Pacsin2). Gene Ontology annotation, biological process: actin cytoskeleton organization; plasma membrane tubulation; caveola assembly. Gene Ontology annotation, cellular component: plasma membrane; endosome; cytoplasm. The record is from RefSeq and is a predicted model, not a curated record. Gene Ontology annotation, molecular function: protein binding; phospholipid binding. Lineage: Eukaryota; Metazoa; Chordata; Mammalia; Rodentia; Sciuridae.